Brassicogethes aeneus is the source of this 854-nucleotide messenger RNA. The record is from the annotation of a GenBank genome assembly. Lineage: Eukaryota; Metazoa; Arthropoda; Insecta; Coleoptera; Nitidulidae.
UAAUAUUUUAAAACAUUCAACCAAAGAUUAUUUCCAAUUUUAGUAUGUGGAGUUCCGCAGAUGCAUUCUCAACCACAGACAAGAAUUGUUGGAGGAAAAAAUGCCCCUUUUGGAAGGUGGCCAUGGCAGUUUAUUAACAUCCCAAAUACGUAUUCGAGUUGGCGAAUACGACUUCUCUUCAGUUCAAGAAGAAUUACCCUACGUGGAACGAGCUGUAGCAAAAAAAGUCGUACAUCCGAAGUACAACUUCUUCACGUACGAAUACGACUUGGCCCUCGUGCAGCUGGAUAAACCACUGGAGUUUGCGAAACACAUUUCGCCGAUUUGCUUGCCCGCCUCCGACGAUCUGUUGAUAGGGGAGAACGCAACCGUGACGGGCUGGGGGCGGCUCAGCGAAGGCGGCACGCUGCCGUCUGUGCUCCAAGAGGUUCAAGUUCCAAUAGUGAGCAACGACCGCUGCAAGAGCAUGUUUCUGCGUGCAGGACGACACGAGUUUAUUCCUGAAAUAUUCCUGUGUGCCGGCCACGAGGGAGGCGGUCAGGAUUCCUGUCAAGGCGACUCAGGAGGUCCGUUGCAAGUCCGCGGCAAAGACGGCCGAUACUUUCUUGCAGGAAUCAUCUCCUGGGGCAUUGGAUGUGCGGAGGCUAAUCUCCCUGGGGUCUGCACUCGUAUCUCCAAGUUCGUUCCGUGGAUAUUGAAAAAUGUUACGUAAUAGUUAAUCCUUAUAACUUGUUAACUGUGUACAAAAGAACAACAAUAUUGUUUAUUUCUUGGAAAAAACAAAAUGUCCCAUUAUUAACGGAUAAUGGAAGAUUAUUCACGUCUAAAUGUAUCUGAUAAUAUUUUCACCAACG